AUGGCUGUCGACUUGGCUGCUGAUCGCGAGCUACUCAUAACCCUCCUCACGGUUGCUGGCAUCAUUCUGCUCCAGAUACUACUCGUCAUCGCCUACCUCGCCUACCUGAACUGGAAAGGAAAAGCUAAGUGGCGACGCCUAAGCGAGCGAGGCAUUGUCGUCAUAAACGGACCUGCGUUCAGACAGCUCGAGAACCAAGUCACGUUCAACUCGCCAGUCCGCCUAAAACUCCAACAGCGCAAGAAGAAGACAUCGCUCGAAGGGAAUGAGCUACAUUGA
This is a messenger RNA of Boeremia exigua, 279 nucleotides long. RefSeq lists its product as uncharacterized. The coding region runs from base 1 to 279 and encodes 92 amino acids. NCBI's taxonomy places the organism in Eukaryota, Fungi, Ascomycota, Dothideomycetes, Pleosporales, Didymellaceae. The transcript is spliced from 2 exons. The record is from RefSeq and is a predicted model, not a curated record.